Messenger RNA from Alternaria rosae, 4110 nucleotides. RefSeq lists its product as uncharacterized. The transcript is spliced from 12 exons. NCBI's taxonomy places the organism in Eukaryota, Fungi, Ascomycota, Dothideomycetes, Pleosporales, Pleosporaceae. The record is from RefSeq and is a predicted model, not a curated record. Gene Ontology annotation, cellular component: nucleolus. Gene Ontology annotation, biological process: protein phosphorylation. The coding region runs from base 1 to 4110 and encodes 1369 amino acids. Gene Ontology annotation, molecular function: RNA helicase activity; protein kinase activity; ATP binding.
AUGCUUUCCAUCUUGAUACUCCUCGUGGUUGCACUCGGUGCCAUCGCGCACACCACUCCAGACGGAUGUCCGCGCAAGGUGGGUGCGGAAGGCGUGAGGGUUCGCAUACCACCAACCUUCAAUACCACCGCUCAUGCCCACCGCGGUAGGCCAUGGCAAGCACCACCCGUCGGAUUUUACUUCAAGCCAUGGUCCAUGAUACUUGCGUCGAACCCUCAGUAUGCUGCGAUGCGGAAUGUGCAAUACGACCCGACACCGAUCGACCCCUCGGAGCCCACCGGACUUGUGAACGACCUCUUCUCAUUCCAGUUCCCGGGGAAUGACACCGUCUUCACCACAUAUGGCGUCGACACACCGCAUCCCUACCUGCCUGCAGUGCUAGAUUUUGCAGCAACCGGAAUCUUGGCGGGAGCUACCUGCCAAUACAGCAUUCUAGUUUGGGGCUGCGACGCGAACAGAGUCCCUUACUACGCGAGCUAUUCGACGGCAGUGGAGCUCACCCAAACGCCCCCAGGUAUCGACCUGUUGAGCACGAGUGAUCAAGGACCUGAUCAGAAAACGAUCGAUGCUGUGCUGACGGCCUUGAGAAAGCUGGACAAUGAAGAGAUCACCAAGUAUGUUGCAGCAUUAGAGAGGAUGGUGCAGGAUGGCGGCAGAAGAGGCAUGCCCAGGUAUGUUGCUCUGCGUUACCCGUGUCAUGUGUUUGCUGCUCAGUCCCCGUCGCAUGUGUGGAAGUAUGGAAGUCGCGGCCGGCGCAGGGCAUCAGCGUUCAGCAGUGGCUCCUCCGCUGCAGCGCAAACUUCGACGAACAACGACGCGACCACAUUCCCUAGAUUCGAAUCAACUUCCGACACAAUGGCGAAGCGCAAACUCAACGAACACGACGUGCCAGAGGUGACAUCGAGCGACGAGUCGCAGUCCGAGCCCCGCAGCUCGCCCGAACCCACGACAUCCACUGCGACUGCGACUGCGCCCGCGACCGCUGCCACGCCGAAGAAGAAGAAGGGUUCCAAGGCGAAGCCUACUGCCGAGCCAGUACCCAUAGCCGCUUCAUUUGCCGAACUACAACUCGAGCCCCGUCUGCUGAGAGCGAUCCGCGACUUAAAAUGGGCAUCACCAACGGCAGUACAGUCCCAAGGCAUACCAUUAAUACUGGAGGGACGUGACGUCCUUGCACGUUCGGGGACAGGCACCGGAAAGACGGGAGCAUAUCUUCUCCCCAUCCUUCACAAGACGCUGCAGCAGAAAGGCCAAUCGCUCAUCCUGGCGCCUACUAAGGAACUCUGCUCACAAAUCGCGACAGUCGCGAAAUCGCUCUCUCAACACUGCGGACAAUCGAUCCGGGUCCGUAACAUCGCUGGCAAGGAAUCAGAUGUCGUCAUCAAGGCAGCCCUCGCGGAUAAACCAGAAAUCGUCGUCGCGACACCAGCGAGAGCAUGGGCAAACAUCAACAGUUCUGCCAUGGCAGUCAGCGACAUCAAGAUGCUUGUAGUCGACGAGGGUGACCUGAUCAACGGUUACGGGUUCGCGGACGACAUGGAGAACAUUGCUCGGGAGAUUCCUGUUGGAGUCCAGAAGAUCGUCCUUUCAGCGACUCUCUCAACCGAUGUUGAGGCGCUCGGCAGCCUGCUCUGUACGGAUCCAGUUGUACUGAAGCUACAAGACCUGGACAAAGACUCGCAGAAGGUCAAGCAAUACGUUCUCAAGGUAGCAGAGGACGACAAGUUCCUCCUGCUUUUCGCUAUGAUGAAACUCAAUCUGGUACAUGGGAAGAGGUCAUACCGUGUUAAACUCUUCCUCGAGCAAUUCGGCAUCAAGGCGAUCGUACUCAACUCCGAACUGCCGCUGGCGUCCCGAACACACAUUGUAGAGGAGUUCAAUAAAGACCUCUACAAGAUCCUGAUUGCUUCGGACGAAACCGACGUCGUUGGCGUGCAAGACGAGUCGCGACCAAAGAAGAAAGCGAAAAAGGACAAGGAGACCGACUCCGGCGUCUCUCGCGGCAUCGAUUUCCUGAACGUAAGCUGCAUAAUCAACUUCGACUUCCCCGGGAACUACAAAUCAUACUUUCAUCGAAUUGGACGAACAGCACGAGCUGGCAAGUCUGGCACUGCCAUUUCGUUCAUUAUCCCGAAGGACAAAUACCGCAAGCAUAAGCCCACUACAUUUGCGGGAUGUGAACACGACGAAGAGGUUCUCAAGAAGGUAGAGCAGCAUCAAGAAGAGGGUCAAAAGCUGGAGGAUUACCAAUUCGACAUGAAACGGUUAGAGCCAUUCCGAUACCGGUUCGCAGAUGCCCUGAAGUCGGUGACCAGGAUCGCCAUUCGCGAGGCACGUAUCAAGGAAAUUCACAUGGAGCUGGCCAAGUCGCAGAAGUUGUCCCGAUACUUUGAAGAGAACCCUGAAGCGCUCGCGCAUCUCCGCCACGACCAGACUCUCAACCAUCCCGCCAGAAUACAACCCCACUUACGGCAUAUUCCCGAUUAUCUCCUACCAGGUGGGAAGAAGCCGCAGGAUGUUGGCUUUGUCGGCCUCAACAUACCAAGGGCGAAGAAGACAUACGCCAAGGGCAAGGGCAGGAAAGUGACAACGCCACUAUAUGCACGCGCUAAAGCAAGCGAAAUCUCAGUUUCGUUUGGUAUCCUGUCGCUGAGCGACAAAGUCAUUAUUGAACAGGACGGUGACUACAAGAUCGAGAACGAGAAAUACCUGCCGUUCGAGUGCAAAGAAGUGCUUGGUAACGGCUGGAGCGCUGUCGUGCAGAAGGUGGAACACAGGCAAACAAAGGAACUGUUCGCAAAGAAGGUGAUCAAUUUUCCUCGUAAGGGCAAAAGCAGGGAACAGGCUGAGGAGCGAUACCACAAUGAGGUUGCUAUCAUUCGCAGUCUAAGGACUCAUACGCACAUCAUUCGAUUAUUCGCUACGUAUACGACGUCGCGAUCUGGCGGACUACUUUUACAACCUGCUGCAGAUGAAGGAGAUCUGCAUGACUACCUCGACAAAUUUGCCGACCUGGUCGAACAUCCCGCAAACCCUUCCACCAAUCUGGAAGAGAUGACUAAGAUUCUCGAACAGGCCUUCGGAUGCUUAUCAAGUGGCCUAGUAUACAUGCACAAGAAAGGGAUACGUCAUAAAGAUAUCAAGCCGCGCAACAUCUUGAUCCAUCAGGGUAUCGUGAUACAUACUGACUUUGGGGCGUCAAAAGAUACUACCAAGGAUGGCCAAUGUACUACAGAAUGGGCACCCGAUUCUGUGACUCGAAGCGGCUUCUCUUGCUCGAAUUGUCGCUCCAUCGAUCUACGCGCACCUUCAGUAUCAAAGCCCGGCAGGGCGGACAAUGUCCAAGGAUGGACGUGGAGCCACGAAUACCAGGAGUACUACUAUAUCCAAUAUGAUCAGUACAAUCGCCCUGUUUACUAUUGGCGUCCACAGGCUCAAGCCUACGUCCAACAAGCUGGGUCUCACGCGCCCGACACGCGUCCCAAUCAAGACUCAGCGAUUGAGCCGCAGAUGCCCGAGCCAGCUCCCCGAGACGUUCGUACGCUACAAGGUUUCAUAUCAGGCACGCCACAGACUGGGUGGUACGAUGGUCUAGACAUUGCUUAUCGAAUGCGAACUGGUCAGGAAGCGCGAGAGUUUUUCAAGGUGGGAAAGGUGUUUGCCAUGCUAUACACCGAGACAGUAAGCGACACCUCCGUACAGCACCCCAACGACGACGCAUACACAGUGAUACGUGCGAUUAUCGGACGUCGUGGCAAAGUGUUGAUUCGUGUUAGUGGUAUCGGUACCUAUUCUGGUCGUGGCACUCUCAAGGACGGGUGCAAUCCAGCCGAACACACAAUCGUGUACUUCUCCGGGACUGAUCCUGCAUCGUGCUACAUUCCCGGCGAAUAUGAGACUGGCAUGACCAAAGAGCCAAUCGAGGUUUUGCCAGCUGAAUCAAGCAUAAGUAUCAGGAGGGAGUCUCGCAUUCGGUUUGGGAAAGUGUAUCCAAUCGAGAUGAACGUGAAGGUCAAGGAUAUUGGCCGAGUUCGCGAAGAUCAGAUCAGUGCAUUGCUCAGCUACUGGUCGCAGGAAAACCAUACGGCGAGCCUUGCAUUUGCUCUUUAA